AUGAAUGGCUGGGACAGUUCUAACUCGGACGAAGAUCUUGUGCCUUACAUCCGACACAAAGAUGAACUAUCUGUGCAACAAGGAGUUCUAACAUGGGGCACUCGCACCGUCAUUCCCGCGAAAGUCGUACAGUCAAUUCUUGACGAGCUUCACCGUGGUCACAUGGGAAUCGUUAAAAUGAAAGCUUUGGCACGAUCCUACGUAUGGUGGCUGAACAUCGAUCGUGACAUCGAAGCUGUUGCAAAGAAUUGCGAAGGUUGUCUGAAGAACCAAAACGAGCCACCUAAGGCUCCAUAUCAUCCGUGGGAAAUUCCUAACGGACCAUGGAAACGAGUCCAUUUGGACUUCGCCAGGCCAUUCCAAGACAAAAUGUUCCUAGUAGUUGUGGACGCCUUCUCCAAAUGGCCUGAAGUAAUCGUCAUGAGCUCUACUACUGCUUCUCACACUGUAGAUGUCCUACGGACGAUCUUUGCCAGAAACGGCAUACCCGAACGUAUCGUCACUGACAAUGGACCACAGUUCACAUCAAGCGUGUUCAUGGAGUUCAUGAGGAACAAUGGAAUUCAACAUUCCUUGACAGCACCAUACCACCCAGCAACCAAUGGACUUGCUGAGCGUUUUGUCCAGACACUCAAAUCAAGCCUGAAAUCUAUGCAGGGGGAAGGGAGUAUCCAUGAGAAUCUCGCAAAGUUCCUUAUAGCAUAUCGCACUUGCCCCCGCACAACGACUGGAGAAACUUCAUCUAAACUCUUCCUGGGACGCGAAAUUCGCACCCGCCUGUCACUUAUCAGGACAAGUGUUCAAGACAGUAUACGAGACAAGCAAGAUAAAUUGUUCGAGAGGAACCAUGGAAGAGAACGUUACUUUGAACCGGGACAACAUGUUUCUGUUCGUGACUUCAGAGGAACUGAUAAGUGGACCACUGGUCUUGUCCUCAGACGCCACGGACCAUUGUCCUAUGAAGUAAAGUUUGGCGACAAAAUCUGGCGCCGGCACAUCGACCAGCUGAAACCGGGUGCCUGCGAACGCCAAAACGCUCGAGAAGAAAACCGCAGACCAACUUCAAAUGACUCUGUUGUUCCAGAGCCCAUGGUAGUGGAUCGACCACACCAACCACAAGCAGAAGUUACUCCUCCGAGCGAGUUGCACACGACUCCUGAGAAUGUGCACGCUCCGAAUACAUCAGUCCCUGAUCUAGGAAAUGGGAAUGCACAAGUCGCAAAGACGCCCCGUCCCCAACGAAAAAGAAGACCUCCGGAAAGGCUGAUUGUGGGACUGGACUAA
This is a messenger RNA of Ornithodoros turicata, 1284 nucleotides long. RefSeq lists its product as uncharacterized. Lineage: Eukaryota; Metazoa; Arthropoda; Arachnida; Ixodida; Argasidae. Gene Ontology annotation, biological process: DNA integration. The record is from RefSeq and is a predicted model, not a curated record. The transcript has a single exon. The coding region runs from base 1 to 1284 and encodes 427 amino acids. Gene Ontology annotation, molecular function: nucleic acid binding.